AAUUCAUGUUGGUGUUGCUGUAGAUAAUGCUCGUAAGUUGCACAGAAAUAAUUAUGGUUAACUAAUUACGAGGCAAGUUAAAAAAAAAUCAAAAUCUUACAGUUAAUCAGCAAAAGUAUCGGUUUACAAAAGUACCAAACCGAAUCCGGUCAAUCCCCUUAACCCUUUGCUGCCUCCGCCACAAGCAAGCAGGGUUUAAUUCGUACCAAUCCAAAACCCUCCGCCGUUUCCUUCUCCUCUCUCUCUCACUUUCCCGGCGGUUUUCGCUUUCAAAGUCGCAACCUUUCUCAAGGAUCUAAGGUCGGCUUUCCCGGAAACCCCUCCAGCUCUCAAGGAACUUCCUUUCAUGGUUAAGAUCUUGGCGUUGAAGGUAAGAUGCUAUGGAGAUGCAACUGGAUAAAGCAGAGGAAGAAACUCAUUAACACGCUCAGCUUCUCCUCGCUUCACACUCACUCCUCACCGAACCCAAACCAAAUCAGCGACCUUUCUCGACACCGAGCUGCUUCUCCGAAACCACCGCUCACACACGACGACGUCUACUCUCGCUUAAGAGAAUCCUCCCCCGAUCUAAAAACCUUAACUUUCUUCUUCUCCUGCGCGAAGCAGAGCAACUACUUCCACGAUGACCGAGCCUUUGAUCACAUGGUCAGUGUUGUUGAGAGACUAACUCAUCAACACAAGAGCAUCGAUCGAAUCAUAGAGGCGUUGACACUAUCAGGCUGCGCAAUAAAGCCUCGAGUUUUAUUGCUGCUGCUCGAAAUCUUCUGGCGCGGGCAUGUGUACGAUAAGGCUAUAGAGGUUUAUAAAGGCAUGAGCACCUUUGGUUAUGUGCCUAACACACGUGCCAUGAAUAUGAUGAUGGAUGUUCUUUUCAAGUACAAUCUGGUCGAUCGAGCUUUGGAGGUUUUCGAAGGGAUCCGUGUUAGGAACUUCUUUAGUUUCGACAUUGCGUUGAGCCACUUGUGUAAUAGUAGAAAGGAUUUGGAUCUGGUUAGGGUUAAGAUGGUUUUGAAGAUGAUGAUUAGAGAAGGGUUUUAUCCUAACGGAGAGAGGUUUGGGCAGGUUCUUGGUGUGUUUUGUAGAAGUGGAUGCGUUGCUGAAGGUUAUCAAGUGGUUGGGUUGAUGAUAUGUAGUGGAGUCUCUGUCUCUGUUAAUGUAUGGAGCAUGUUGGUUAGUGGGUUUUUCCGUUCGGGUGAGCCGCGGAAGGCGGCUGAUCUGUUUAACAAGAUGGGUUGUUCGCCGAAUCUAGUUACGUAUACUAGUUUGAUCAAAGGGUUUAUGGAUUAUGGAAUGGUUGAAGAAGCGUUUAGUGUGGUGAGUAUAAUGCAGUCUAAAGGGUUGGCUCCGGAUCUUGUUUUUGUGAAUGUGAUGAUACAUACGUUCACUAGACUCGGGAGAUUCGAAGAAGCUCGUAACGUUUUUCUUCACAGUUUGAAAAAUGGGAACCUUGUGGCGGAUCGGUAUACUUUUGCGACGAUGCUCUCUAGUCUAUGUGUGUCUAGAGACUUUGAUCUGCGUAUCACCAUUGGAACUGAAACAGAGCUGGAUCUUGUGAUGGGAAACUCGCUCAUGAACUAUCUCUGCAAGGUAGGUAACACUUUGGCGGCGUUGAAAGUGUUCCGCAACAUGUCUAACAGAGACUUAGCUUUGGAUUGUUAUACGUACACCGGCUUUCUCACUGCGCUUUGUCAAGGAGAAGCAUAUGGACAUGCCCUGAACAUGUACGACGAGAUCAUAAAGAGGAAGAGGAUCCGUCUCGAUGCUCAUUUUCAUACUGUGAUGAUCGACAGUCUUGUGGAGCUUGGUGAAUACAGUAGCGCGAUGCGUUUGUUUAACCGUUGUGUCUUGGAGAAGCGUGAGUUGGAUGUUGUGUCGUAUACGGUAGCGAUUAAGGGACUUGUGCGUGGGAGGAGGAUGGAGGAAGCUUGUUCUCUCUUGGAGAAAAUGAAAGAAGAUGGGGUUAUGCCGAAUGCACGGACUUAUAGGACUGUUAUCUCUGGUUUGUGCGGGGAGAAGGACAAGGAUAGAUUGAGAAAGGUUUUAAGGGAGUGCAUUGAGGAAGGAGUGGAGUUGGAUCCUAAUACUAAGUUUAAAGUGGUGUGUUUCUUAUCUCGAUAUCCAAGAGAUUGUUCCGAGUUUAGAUCAGUUUUCGAAAAAUGGAGGGAGAACGUUGAUGUUUCUGAUUCAUACGAUGAGUUAUCUGUUUCUGCUGGGUGAGUUGUAUAAUGUAUAUUCAAUCAGCGCUGUAAUUGUUUUGUUUAUUAGUAUUAUUAUAGAAUGAAAAUCUAAUUUAAUCAUGUUU
Brassica napus (rape) is the source of this 2302-nucleotide messenger RNA. RefSeq names its product putative pentatricopeptide repeat-containing protein At1g16830. The record is from RefSeq and is a predicted model, not a curated record. Gene Ontology annotation, molecular function: protein binding. Bases 376 to 2217 code for a protein of 613 amino acids. NCBI's taxonomy places the organism in Eukaryota, Viridiplantae, Streptophyta, Magnoliopsida, Brassicales, Brassicaceae. The transcript has a single exon.